AGCAACCUCGUCCCCAAACAAGCAACCACCGCCUCCCCGAUCUCGUCGAGAGGAAGCCCAAUCCCGAAACCGCCGCCCUAUUCCAAUGGCGCCCAAGGCCGAGAAGAAGCCCGCCGCCAAGAAGCCUGCGGAGGAGGAGCCGGCGGCGGAGAAGGCCACGGCGGGGAAGAAGCCCAAGGCUGAGAAGCGGCUCCCCGCGGGCAAGUCCGCAGGCAAGGAGGGUGGCGAGAAGAAGGGGAAGAAGAAGGCAAAGAAGUCGGUGGAGACGUACAAGAUCUACAUCUUCAAGGUGCUGAAGCAGGUGCACCCGGACAUUGGCAUCUCGUCCAAGGCCAUGUCCAUCAUGAACUCCUUCAUCAACGACAUCUUCGAGAAGCUGGCGGCGGAGGCGGCCAAGCUGGCGCGGUACAACAAGAAGCCUACCAUUACGUCCCGCGAGAUCCAGACCUCCGUUCGCCUCGUCCUCCCCGGCGAGCUCGCCAAGCACGCCGUCUCCGAGGGCACCAAAGCCGUCACCAAGUUCACCAGCUCCUAGGCGAGCGAUGCGACGUGCACUCGUCUCCUCUUCUUGCAGGAGUACAAUAGUAGUACGGUUAGGUGUGUUGCCGCGGUGGUAGUUGCCGCUGCGUUUGCUUUCUGGGCUCGGUUGAUGUCUUUUAUGUAAGAAAGUAACUGUAUUGUGUCUGCAGUACCUUACCGUGCAUGUUUUAAGUAGCAUCCCAUAAUCUAUAAGGCCCCGUUUGUUUCGUU
Zea mays is the source of this 750-nucleotide messenger RNA. RefSeq lists its product as uncharacterized. The coding region runs from base 86 to 535 and encodes 149 amino acids. Lineage: Eukaryota; Viridiplantae; Streptophyta; Magnoliopsida; Poales; Poaceae. Gene Ontology annotation, molecular function: protein heterodimerization activity; DNA binding; structural constituent of chromatin. Gene Ontology annotation, cellular component: nucleosome. The record is from RefSeq and is marked provisional. The transcript has a single exon.